Messenger RNA from Parnassius apollo (apollo), 753 nucleotides. The record is from the annotation of a GenBank genome assembly. NCBI's taxonomy places the organism in Eukaryota, Metazoa, Arthropoda, Insecta, Lepidoptera, Papilionidae.
AUGACUUUGAAACGACCAUCGACUCAAUAUCAUCAAGUAUUUACAGAUAAAAGAAAUAUAUUAAAAUAUAGAGAGCUUUCCUGCUUUUGUAAAUUUACAAAGAGAGGAUUUUGCAUCUGUCUGAACACCAAAACGUACCAAGUGAAUAAUAAUGCUGCUAAGCAGUUAAAUCUAGACCCUACUAAGCAAAUCCACCUUCAAAUCCUCGUUCAAAUCCUCCAACCAAAAAGACACGAUAUUCAAGAUCCAUCAGAUGAAGACGUCCCUCUUGCCGUGUUCAAGCAAAUCCAAAAUAUACCAUCCCAACGAAGUAUUUACCGAGCUGUUCAUGGAUCUUCAUCUGAUAGUGACGACGAGUCACAGAUUGAUAAGAAAAAUCGUAAAUCGAUGGAUGUAGAUGAUAAAUUUCGUUUUCAAAAUUUUCAUGUAGAGGAGGACCAAGUGGCUUUCACUUUUUACGACAAAAUUUCUCAACAGGUAUCAAUUGGUGAUUUUUUCCAUGUUUAUGGCAGUAACAAAAAAAAGAACAUUUAUUCUUACGUUUGCAAGGCUCUGUCCUCUAUAGAAGAAGACGGUGAAAUUAAAGUUAUGUUUUUACGGGUAGUUAGUAAUGAUACGAAGAAGUUUAGAGUAGACAAAAAGGAUAUCAGCUACGUAAAUUAUGAAGAUGUCAUUAGCAUCUUGCCGGUACCAAGUCUUCUAGAAAAAGAUAUGUAUAAAUUUACUGAUUCCAUUGAUAUAUUUGAAAAAUAA